UACAAGGGCUUGGACAUCAUCACGAACAAGGUUUCUCCCCAGGAGCAGCGCCUGUGCAGACACCACAUGAUCAGCUUUGUGGAUCCCCUCGUCUCUGACUACACGGUGGUGGAUUUCAGAGACAAAGCCGUGGCUCUGAUUGAAGAUAUCUUUGCCCGAGACAAGAUCCCAAUUAUUGUGGGAGGAACCAACUAUUACAUCGAGUCCUUGCUCUGGAAGGUCCUUAUCAACACCAAGGAGAAGGCCAGCACGGCUCCUGGGCCAGUCGCCGACAGGAAAGUGGAGCUGGAGCAGCUGGAUGGUGUCGAGCUCCAUCGCCGCCUGAGCCAGGUGGACCCAGAGAUGGCAGCCAAACUACACCCCCACGACAAGCGCAAAAUGGCCAGGAGCCUCCAAGUGUUUGAAGAGACGGGGAUCCCCCACAGUGAAAUCUUGCACCAGCAGCAGGAGGAGGAAGGUGGGGGGCCUUUAGGGGGGCCCCUGAAAUACCCACAUUCCUGCAUCUUGUGGCUCCAUGCAGACCAGGCAGCUCUGGACCAGCGGCUGGAGAAGCGGGUGGAUGACAUGCUGGCUGCAGGACUGCUGGAGGAGCUGCGGGACUUCCACCGACGCUACAACCAAGAGAAGGUGGCUGAGAACCGGCAGGAUUACCAGCACGGCAUCUUCCAGUCCAUUGGCUUCAAGGAAUUCCACGAGUACCUCAUCAAUGAGGGGAAUUGCUCGCCUGAGACCAGUGCCAUGCUACUGCAGAAAGGGAUCCAGGCCCUGAAACAGGUGACCAAGAGAUACGCCCGGAAGCAGAACAAAUGGGUCCGAAACCGCUUCCUGAGACGCCCCGGGCCCAACGUGCCCCCGGUGUAUGGCUUGGAGGUGUCUGAUCUCUUGCGGUGGGAGGAGGAUGUGCUGAAACCUGCUCUGGAGAUCGUGGAGAGCUUCAUCCAGGGACGUGAGCCCCCAGCAGAGCCCGUGAAGGUGCAGUACGAUGCAGGCGAGAACAAACGGCGUCGGCGCGUGUGUGAGCUCUGCGACAGAGUCAUCAUCGGGGACAGGGAGUGGGCAGCUCACACACGCUCCAAAUCCCACCUGCACCAUCUGAAGAAGAGGAGGAAGCUGGAGGCUGCCAGCCGUGCUGCGGAGGCUGAGGGGGACAGCGGGGGCACAGAGACCUCGGGCGAGGAGGGCAGCCUGCCUUUGCCGUAG
Messenger RNA from Eurypyga helias (sunbittern), 1200 nucleotides. RefSeq names its product tRNA isopentenyltransferase 1 (gene TRIT1). The record is from RefSeq and is a predicted model, not a curated record. Gene Ontology annotation, molecular function: tRNA dimethylallyltransferase activity. The coding region runs from base 67 to 1200 and encodes 377 amino acids. The transcript has 10 exons. Gene Ontology annotation, cellular component: mitochondrion. NCBI's taxonomy places the organism in Eukaryota, Metazoa, Chordata, Aves, Eurypygiformes, Eurypygidae. Gene Ontology annotation, biological process: tRNA modification.